Molecule: messenger RNA, 1485 nt
Organism: Meyerozyma guilliermondii ATCC 6260
Lineage: Eukaryota; Fungi; Ascomycota; Pichiomycetes; Serinales; Debaryomycetaceae
Exons: 1
Coding region: 1-1485 (494 amino acids)
Source: RefSeq, a predicted model, not a curated record
AUGGCGGAGCUGAGGUUGAUCGAUGGAAAUUCUGACGAAACAGAACUGGAGUCAGAUUCCGAUGAAGACGAAGGAGGGUUUGAGUUGAGUGCUGAAGAUACAAAUGAGUCUGAAGUCGAACUAAAAUCGGAAGCUGAUGAACUCGAUGAAGCUGAUGAAGCAGUGCUGGAAACGGAAACCAAAGAAACAAUGCUGGAUGUAAGACUAGAUGAAGCACUAGAUGAAGCAGAGCUGGACUCGGAAGUUGAAGCAGAAGUGAAAAUAGCCGAAGUGCUUGAUGGAAUUUCAACAAUUACUGUUUCAGUGCCUCCUACCAGAGCGGAGAACGUGGUAGUGGUGGUUACAGUUCCAUUCCAAGUGGAGGUGAGGGUAGUUCUUGGAGUUGGCACCUCAACGAUGACUGUGUUGCUUUCUCCUGGACCACCAGUAAUGGUCGUGGUUGAAGUUACUGAGCCGGUCCAAGUAGACAUGAGUGUGGUUGUAGGUGUUGGAACUUCAACUAUAACGGUGUCUGAGCUACCUGGUCCACCUUUAACUGUGGUUGUGGAUGUUUCUGAUCCAGUCCAUGUAGACGUAAUGGUAGUGGUAGGAGUUGGAACUUCAACAAUGACAGUAUUACUUUGGCCUGGUUCUCCUGUGAUGGUAGUGGAUGUGGUAGUAGUUCCAUUCCAAGUAGAAGUUAUGGUGGUUGUGGGUGUUGGUACCUCAACAAUAACCGUAGCAGUUCCGCCCAAGCUGGCAGAUAUAGUAGUUGUGGUAACUUCUGAACCAGUCCAAGUGGAUGUGAGAGUAGUUGUUGGUAUAGGUACCUCAACAACGACAGUGUUACUCUCGCCGGGUCUUCCAGUAAUAGUAGUCGAAGUAGUUUCAGAACCUGUCCAAGUAGAAGUGACAGUAGUAGUAGGAGUAGGAACUUCAACAAUUACUGUAUCACUUCCACCAGGUCCACCUUUCAAAGUUGUCGUUGAGAUUUCAGAGCCUGUCCAAGUAGAAGUAAGUGUAGUUGUAGGAGUUGGAACCUCAACAAUAAUCGUGUUCGUUCCACCAGGACUACCAGUCAAUGUGGUUGUGCUUGUGUUAGCUCCCGUCCAAGUAGAUGUCACCGUCGUAUUAGGAAUUGGAACUUCAACCACAACUGUAUUACUUUCUCCUGGUCCUCCGGUAAUCGUAGUUGUAGAAAUUGCAGAACCAGUCCAGGUUGAUGUAACAGUUGUGGUUGGUGUAGGUACCUCAACAAUUAUAGUGUCUGUUCCUCCAGGAAGUCCCUUGAUGGUUGUGGUACUGACUUCGGAUCCGGUCCAGGUGCUUGUGAUAGUAGUGGAUGGAAUAGGAACUUCCACAAUCACAGUAGCGGUUUUGCCUGGUAGAGCAGUAACGGUUGUGCUAGUAGUACCAUUUCCAGUCCAUGUUGAGGUAACAACGGUGGUUGGCACUGGGUCGUAUUCUAUGAUGGUAACGGUUCCACCCUUGGUGAUAUUGCUGUAG